AUGCCUGCUCAGGACCCCACCUGUCACCAGGAGGGGAACAUGGAGGAGGAAACAGUAGCUGCAGAGCUGCCAACAGCCUGGUCAGAGGACCCAGUGACCUUCCAGGAAGUGUCGGUGGACUUCUCCCAGGAGGAAUGGGCCCAGCUGGCCCCCGCUCAAAAAAUCCUGUACCAAGACGUGAUGCUGGAGAACUACAGGAACCUGACUUCUGUGGGGUAUCAUCUCCGCAAGCCCCGCCUGCUCACCCAGGGGGAGCUGAGAACCCGGAAGAGGAGACUUCUCCAAGACACCUGUGCAGACCAGAAGUCUCAGCUUAAAACCAAGGAGACCACAGCUGGGAGGAAUAAAGUUUGGGAAAAACCAUUUACUGGCAGGAAAGGGGCACCAGCUCAACCUGGAAAGAAGUCCUAUGAACACAGUCUGUGUGGAAAAGCCAUCAGAAGGAAUCCUGACCUGACUACUAAGAGGAAUUACACAGGCGCGAAACACGAUGAAUGUAAAGAAUGUGGGGAAGCAUUUAGUUAUCCUUCCUUCCUUGGGGUUCACGUGUGA
This is a messenger RNA of Rangifer tarandus platyrhynchus (Svalbard reindeer), 552 nucleotides long. The record is from the annotation of a GenBank genome assembly. NCBI's taxonomy places the organism in Eukaryota, Metazoa, Chordata, Mammalia, Artiodactyla, Cervidae.